UCGCAUUACUACACAUUUCUCAGCUGGCAACGGUGCAUUGCACACACACACACACACACACACAGGAGGGCACUCAGCCCUUCCCCCUUGGUCCUUAGCCACUCACUCGGUGCUUGCACCGAUCCCCCGUCUCAAAUGAGCUGCCGGCCAGCUCCCGCAGCCUGUCGAUCAGGUCCCGCAAGCCCGCCUUGCCGUCAGCAGCCUGCGGCGCAUCAUGCCGCCGGUAGAACGACAGGGCGAACCGGACCGCAUGGGGCUCCGCUUGCAGAAACCGCCCGUGGGCCACCCGGUCCUUCAGACGCUUGAACAGCCGCACGACGUCCAGCACCGCCACCACGGCCGGCUGCUCAGACUGCCCGCUGCCCACUAAGGCGAGGGACGUCAAGAGGAAUGCCUGGCGCCUCUCGCCCCUCCUGCUGCCGUGUGGGGCCUCUCGGAUGUGCUGCUCGUCCAGCAGGAUGGAGCGGGUCUUCAUGGGCAGGGCUUGAGUGACAAAGAAAUCGAACAGUGGGAAGAGGGUGGCGCAGGUGAUCUUGCCACGGCAGCAGACGGACCGUGUGGUGGGUAUGGGGGGUAUGGGGGGGAGAGGGGGGUGGGGCGCGAUGGCGGGGCUGUGUGUGGGGCUGGAGGGAGGGGGGCUGGUACGCCCGCAGUGGAAGAGGUAGAGCUGCAUGAGCUCCGUGAACUUGCACCGCCCGUACAGGCCACCGCCUCCGUAGCUGCUGCUGGCGUCCACAAUGCCCUCCAUUUCGGCAAGGGGACCUGCACACAGACAGAGAGAGAGAAAGCAGAGGCCGGCACUUGUGUGUAUGGGUGAUGUGUCUGCUGGUCUAUGUCUGCCAGUCUAACAUACCUACCUUUGAUGAAGAAGUCGCCAACCGGGUUUUCUUCGAAGCCUGCCUCACUCUCCUUGUACCAGGCCCUCAGCUCCUGGUUAUCCGUGUGGACGGCUAUCGUCCAGCCAGAGUCCGACUCCGUCAUCCCGCCCUCCAGCUCCCUCUCGAUCUCUUCAAGCAGCUCGUUGUCAUCGUCUUCGGCACAGCCGACAACCACGCUCUGCUCAUACCCAUCCUCCCUGUCGGCGUUGUCGUCGAUCUGGAUGCCCAAGUGGGGUGGGUCUGCAGGCUGGCUGGCGCCUGGGACGGAGAUCAGCCGUCCGAACACAUCGAGUUGGGCCACGGCCUCGGGAAGGGACGAGUGGCCGAAGAGCUGGCAGUCGCUCAGCACUGCCUCGUCCAUCGUUAUCGGCACACCUGGCAGUCAAACAACACGCGGAUGAUAAGCGACGUGUGUGUGAUGGGCCGGUUUGUGGUGGUCUGUGGUACCUUCGAACUGCAGCGCCAUGGCGAGCACCAAGAACAGCUCCCAGCGGCUCCAGUCCCCGAGCUCCUCCAAUAGAUGAAGGGCUUUAAGCGUGCUAAAUUCUGUCGUGAUCUUCACAAACCGAAACAGCUCCACACCUUCCGCACGACAGAUCACACAGACAAGCAAUGAUGUGGCGUGCUCCUCCUCUCUCACUCACCGAACCCGUGUGCACGCACGUACCUGACGGGCCAAUCUUGCGGGCCCUCUUCAGCUUGGCCGCGUUCUCUGCCAGCCGCCGAUGGAGAUAAGCGGUCCAAUGCCGCCAUCCAGCUCCACGCCUCAUGGCCAUACUCACCCGUCGCACUUCGAACAGAGAGACCACGGGCAGCCAUUCCAUGAUGUCCAUGGUGCUCUUGGCGUCUAGAUGGCUCAAUGAAAGGCGGCUCCCUGUCCGUUGUCUCUUGGGUGACGGUUCUUCCAUGGGCUCUUGCAUCCUGUGAC
Vitrella brassicaformis is the source of this 1806-nucleotide messenger RNA. The record is from the annotation of a GenBank genome assembly. NCBI's taxonomy places the organism in Eukaryota, Vitrellaceae.